AUGCUAACAGUUGCUAAACUGAGAGAGAGCAAGGGAAACAAACCGUACUCGCAACCCCUUAAGGUGAAAGUGUGUGGAGUUGGUACUAUUCAAAGGUAUCAAACAGACAAUGGAGAAAAAAAGGAAUGUGCCACAGUUGGACUAGCUGAUUCAACAGAUGCCAUGAAGGGCACUGUAUAUGACACCACGAAACUCAAAUCCCUGAAUGCAGACAACACCGUGAUUCUGAUGAAUUACAUCUACAAGAAUGAAAAUGAACCAACAGUCAUUAUUACCAAAAACACAAAAGUCAUGAAAACAGGAGCCAUGGAGGUUCCACAUGCAACUAUGGAGAAAGGUGCGAGGAUUGCAAAUCCACCACCUGCUAUGACUCGACCCAUUAAGGACAUCAAGACAUUACCUGUGAAGUCCCUGGUCUCUGUCAAGGGCAGAAUUGUGUCUGAGGAUAUGACCAAAACCGUGAAGGUGAAGGGAGUAGAUGUCUGUGUAAAGAGUGUCUCUCUCAAAGACGACACUGACAGUAUUAAAGUUUCCCUGUGGAGGGACUUGAGUGACUCAUCCAUUGUUGGGAAAUACUUGUCAAUAACCAAUGUUGUUGUGACCAACUUCAAUGAAGAGAUCUCUGUUUCAACGACUUCUAAGAGUGUUCUUGAAGAAUGUGAGCCGCCAGUAGUAAAAGUUCAGGGAUCCGUCAUUGGAUUUCAUAAAGCAGAACUCCACAUCUCCCUCCUCAUGAAUGUAAAGGAUGACUACCUAACUUAUGAUGUACCUCUUGAAAUGAUGUCCAAAGCAUUAGAUUGCACUCUCGAAAACUUGGAGAGCGAGAUUGAAAAGAAACUUCCACUCCAGUGCUCUUUUGUAUUCUAAGACUCGACAAUGGAAAAGAUCAUCUCCGUCGGCAAAUCCAAAUAAAUGUGCUCUCUGUCCUGUCCAUAUAGAUCUUCCUUUCCAAAACCCUGUGAAGUUUCCUGACAUUUCUGUAUUCUUGCUUUUCAUUUGUAACUUGUACUGCAGUUAACAAGGAAGUUCAUUUGAUUAAAGGUUGGGGUGGAGGUAUUUACCAGACACAUAACUUUCUUCAAAACAGUUUCCAGCCGAAGAAUUGCUUUCAAGUGGAAUUCAUUUAGUUUUAUAAUGAAGUUGUUUACCCCAUUAUUCCCCUUGUAUUUUUAACUGUUUUUAUUUUACAACAGAUUUAUUAGUGAUUUUUAAACUUGAGUAGAAUUGGGAUUUUUCACUGAACAAUUCAAAAUGCAUGAUGUACAUGUAUAUAGACUGUUCACAUUACAACCUAACUUGUAUUAAAUUAUGCUUCUCUCAACCUAUCUGAUUUGUAAAUACCAUUGAUGUGUUCUUGUGUGGUUGUGUAUUUGUUACCUUUUUAUCUCGAUAUGCCAUUUUAAGCAAAUCAAACUGUUCUAUAUUGCCAUCAUUUAAUUUAUCCAUCAACAAUGUUUAUUGCUUACUUUUCACAAAUGUACAAAUUGUUCAGCCUUUAUGUACCAUAUAUUCAUUGUUAAAAUAUUUCGUACAACAGAUUUUUUGUAUCUCCUAUAUGUCACUGACAUCAUGUGCUACAAACAGUACGCUAGGUCUUCCUUAAAUGUAAAAACAACAUUCCUUGAUAAAUAAAGUUAUAUGUUCUUAUUUCCUGUGAAAAAAUAAAUAACAGGUAUACCGUAUUGUACAUUACUUAAGUUUCAUACUAUAUAUAAUCUUUGACGUUUUCCAUUUUAAAUCCAUUCAUACAAGAUUAGUACAAUGUUUUUGUUCCUAUUCCUUUAACCACAGUUGUAACCUUAUUGCUGAAUUAAUGUGCCAAGUCCAUUGAGAAGAUGUAUAUAUUUAAAGUAUAUAGAGCAUUGUAUCAUCAUGACUUGUUUACCUACUCAGGGUUUUUUUUUUACCUCAGUUUACAUACAUAUGAUAUGCUAUUUUAGCAUGUGCUAUCUUAGCAUUUUCCUUAGAGAUGUUAGCCUGCAUGCAUACCGGUAUGUUCAUAUCCUCUUCUUUAUGUAAUUUUGUUAUUUUUUCACAUGAUGAUACUCAAGGAUAUUUGGUGUUUUGUUUAGCUAUGAAGUUUAACCAUUAUGGUUACUUAGUUUAGCUAUUAUUCAGCAUAAUGUAUAUAUUUCCACCACAUUCUAUAUGUUCAGUGUUCCUUUUCUUUUUUUGGAUGUUAAAUAUAUUACAACGAAAUUGAUAUAAAGGGAUUCUAGUGCUUAUGAUAAGUACUGCUACUAAUCAGGGACCAUUUUACUCAUUCAUUUGUGAUAACAAUAUCAGUUGUAUACUCCAUGUUUCAUUAUUAUUAUUAUUUUGUAUUACUAGUAUGUUUCUGUACACUUGGGCAUGUUUGGAUGAUACUGAUAAACAUGUACAUAGCUGUUUCAAAUGUGACUUUUUUAGUGUAGAUGUGUAGAACUUAGAAUUGUAUUUGUUUUAUAUUAUUAUGCAUUUUGUGCCAAUUUUCAAAAAUCCUGCCAAUCAGAGACAUGUUCUCACUCACAUAAAAGCCAAUGAUGUUACUUCUUUGUAAGUACUAAUACUGUGCUGUGCCAUUUAUGUGUUACUUUCUACAACAUUUAUGUUCAAUUGCCUUGCCCAUACUCUAUUACUAUAGUGCUUUUAAUAAUGUUUUACUGAAUACCGUAAAUCUGGAUAUUUCUGCUAUUGAUACAUUUUAGCAAUUAUGUGAGUUCAUUACACUCACAAUAAUAUAAUUUGCUUCAAAAUCAUUAAACAGUAAGAAAAUGUAAACAAAGGAGUGAUCAUUGGCAAAAUAUUGGAAUGCAAAAAUUAAAAACAACAUAUUGCCCCACAUUCACAAAAUAAAACUGACAUAAAAAUAUCCAGAUCAUAACGGUAUAAUUUUACAAAUAUAUUUUUGCUGAUUCUUUGAUACAGAACUGACAAUGUUUUCUGCUACAUUAUUUUAUAUACCUUUUAUGUUUUUUAAA
Molecule: messenger RNA, 2960 nt
Organism: Saccostrea cuccullata (small rock oyster)
Lineage: Eukaryota; Metazoa; Mollusca; Bivalvia; Ostreida; Ostreidae
Exons: 4
Coding region: 1-867 (288 amino acids)
Source: RefSeq, a predicted model, not a curated record